This is a messenger RNA of Trichosurus vulpecula (common brushtail), 3116 nucleotides long. RefSeq names its product pyruvate dehydrogenase kinase 4 (gene PDK4). Gene Ontology annotation, cellular component: mitochondrion. Gene Ontology annotation, molecular function: pyruvate dehydrogenase (acetyl-transferring) kinase activity. NCBI's taxonomy places the organism in Eukaryota, Metazoa, Chordata, Mammalia, Diprotodontia, Phalangeridae. Gene Ontology annotation, biological process: protein phosphorylation; regulation of glucose metabolic process. The record is from RefSeq and is a predicted model, not a curated record. The transcript is spliced from 11 exons. Bases 244 to 1497 code for a protein of 417 amino acids.
GGGACACGCAGACUCCGCCAGAGGCAGAGUGGUCUGACCUGUCCGUGAACGCUGAAGUCGAACUUGAAGAUUAAGCAGCAGCCGGUGUUGGAAGCAGGCUCCAGGUCCGUGCACUGAGAGAGAUCCGAGCGAGCCUGAAGCCAGCGGGGUCCGAGCCACCUGCCCACGACCCCACGAGUCCCGAGCAAGCCCGAGAGCCCGCGACCUCCCUCCCGGUCCGCCGCCCAGAGCCAAGCCUCCAGAAUGCGGGCUGCUCGCAUCGUGCUCCGCGGCACUUCGGGCUCAUCGGCCGCCGCUACCGCGUCCGUGGCCCCGGUCCCGCGGGCAGUGGAGCGCUUCUCCCGAUACAGCCCGUCCCCGCUGUCCAUGAAGCAGCUGCUAGACUUUGGUUCGGGGAAUGCUUGUGAGAGGACCUCUUUCUCCUUCCUGAGACAAGAGCUUCCCGUGAGGCUCGCCAACAUCCUGAAAGAAAUCGACAUCCUCCCUGAUUCGCUGGUCAAGACCUCCUCGGUGCAGUUGGUGAAGAGCUGGUACAUCCAGAGCCUCAUGGAUUUAGUAGAAUUCCAUGAGAAGAGCCCUGAGGACCAGAAGGUUUUGUCUGACUUUGUAGAUGCACUGAUCAAGGUCCGGAACAGGCACCACGACGUGGUCCCAACCAUGGCCCAGGGCAUCAUUGAGUACAAGGAUUUGGUUGCCGUCGACCCUGUCACCAACCAGAAUCUCCAGUACUUUUUGGACAGGUUUUAUAUGAAUCGCAUCUCCACUCGAAUGCUCAUGAACCAACAUAUUCUCAUAUUUAGUGACUCAAAGACAAGAAACCCAAGCCAUAUUGGAAGCAUUGAUCCCCACUGUGAUGUGGUUGCUGUGAUCCAAGAUGCCUAUGAGAGUGCCCGGAUGCUUUGUGACCAGUAUUACCUCGUUUCUCCUGAACUGAAGCUAAUACAAGUGAAUGGAAAGGUACCUGACCAGCCUAUUCACAUUGUCUAUGUCCCCUCACACCUUCACCACAUGCUAUUUGAGCUCUUUAAGAAUGCCAUGAGGGCAACAGUGGAGCACCAGGAAAGCCAGCCAUCCCUCACACCCAUUGAAGUGACUGUUGUUCUUGGAAAUGAAGACCUGACCAUCAAGAUUUCAGACCGAGGGGGUGGUGUUCCCCUGAGAAUCAUUGACCGUCUCUUCAGUUACACCUACACUACUGCCCCGACCCCUGUGAUGGAUAAUUCCAGAAAUGCUCCUUUGGCUGGUUUUGGGUAUGGCUUGCCAAUUUCUCGUCUCUAUGCCAAAUACUUUCAAGGGGACCUGAAUCUCUAUUCGUUGUCAGGGUAUGGAACGGACGCAAUCAUCUACUUAAAGGCGCUGUCUUCUGAGUCCAUAGAAAAGCUCCCAGUGUUCAACAAAUCGGCCUUCAAACACUACCAGGUAGGCCCAGACACUGGGGACUGGUGUACCCCGAGCAAAGAGCCAAGGAACCUCUCCAAGGAGAAGGUGGCCAUGUGAGGAGGCUCAAACCAGGCUGUUCCAGAAAACUCGGGGCUUCCAAACUUUGGUGGGAACAAAAAACAAGCCCCAUCUCGAUCAGAAUCCUGGUCAGAAGAGCUGGGCAUGUGUGUGUGUGUGCACGAAGAUGCAGCCCCGUGGACCUACUGCAUGCAAGCUGUUUGUGUGGAGGACCUGGCAGGAAGCUACCAAGGUCCGGCUGGAGCAGUCCAGGAGGGUGCUCUCUGCCCCCAUCCCUCCCUACCCCCAGGAGGAGAGGGUUGGGCACUGAGGGGUCCUAGACACCCCAUUCAGGCUCCCAUUCUCAGCACCAAGGUCAGCUCUGAUACAGUGUUGGUUGUUGGAACCAUGGGAGUGAGUAGGGUUUUACUAUGGACUGUUAGAUUCCACUGUUCCCCUGCUUACAGGCCAUUCAGAAGACCAUGAGUUAGGAUCACAUCCUUGGAAAUGUACUUGUGUACUUUCACUAUUGUAUGGAUAACCCCAAGAAAAUAGAUGGGCAGCCAAGUCCAUACCAAUGUAGGUGACCAAGAAACAAGUAAAACCUCUGUCCCCUAGCUUGUAGCCCAGGUACAGGAAAAGGUUGGAGGUGUUACUCCUCCAGCUGAAAUUAUUCCUGGUUCUCCUGGCUCAGCCAGUGGCUCAAGCACCUGCGUGGGCAUGUCUCUUAAGUGUGGACACUUGCCCUAAGCAGGGUCAGGACAUGUGGGAAAGUUGCUGUUUGUGGGAGAAGGCUGGAGGCCAGGACCACAUGGAGAACCACAGCAGGACCUCAGCCCUUAUUGGCCAGGUCAGAGAUAUGCGUAUAAUUAGGGCAGGGUAGCCUCACAUGGAGGGGAAGGUUACACCUAGGGCCAAUGUGUGGGUUUGAAAAGAGGAGGCUGGCAGUCCAAGGGUGUGGUGGGAUGUUGGUGGAUUAAUUGGUGGGGAGUUGUAUUUGUCAGGAUGGGGAAGGUGGAUAGAAGGGGAAGGAACUGAGAGUUCUCCCUCAGCCCAUGACCCUGCUGGCCUAUGUGCGUGUGGCCAGACAGUGGGCAAGGGAGCAGGGCUGGACCUUGGAAAUGUAGCACAGUUGGGGGAUGGAGUGAGUGCAGUCACAGAGGUGGGCCAGCCCAGUUUGGGGUCCUGCAUCCUUGUUGGAUGUGACGUUUCACUUUGGUGAUGAUUCCUUGUGGCUGCCAAGGGUGCCAGAAACAGUGUUUAUCCUAGAGUUUGCAUGAGGUCCUCCUAAAGUAAUGGGCGGAGUUCUGGCCGGCACAGGCUCCCUUAGUCCCAUGGUGCUAAGAGAAUUGUGGCAGGGGGUGAGAGCGGAUGGGGGAUCCUUCCUGCCAGCAUUGGCCUGGGGCUGGCCAGAACUGAGGGGGCAGGGCCAGUUCUACCCACCAGUGCCCUGAGAUUUCAGCUUUAUGUUGCCACCAAAGGGGGUUGGAUGGCCUGCACUCUGUGACUGUGGCCCACACAACAGCAGUGAAGGGCCUCAGUCUGGGAGACUCUGACUGGCUGACCAUACUGCAGGCCCAGGAAUAUGGUACAAUUGUAAAGUUACUGCUGUGUGAAUUAAACUUUGUACAUAGAAACAUGCCACUUUUUGUAAUAAAUAUUUUUACUAUGAUAAUUCC